AUGGUUUGGGUUAAACCGGAGUUUCUCCACAUGGCCCAGCCAUUUUGGUCCACCGAACUAGAAUGCGAGUAUUUUGCUGUUCAACGGAGAAAAGGACACGGAACAAAAGGAUUCUCGUCGGUUGUUGUGGCCACGAUUGACUCAGUUUUCGAUACUCGACCACCCCCAUUUCGGAUUAUUUACAAGUACGAGAACGAUGAUAUCCAAGUGUCUAUCGGUUCGUUUUCAACCGAGAAGGAUGUUCGAGCGUUUGUGAUCGGUAAAGUAGAGAGCCUGGUGUUCAUAGCGGCUGAAACUUCGGGAGCAAGCGAUGAGUUGGACUCACUAACGACUCGGUCAGUUCUGCAUAAAUUCCUCACGUUAUUUUCACUAACUCCUGAUGAAAAACUAGUUAACUAUUAUAACUGCUGUUAUUGGAACAAUCGUUUUCCUAACCAAGGACAGUUAUUCUUGUCCGUGAAUUUUCUGUGCUUCUAUUCAUUUGUCAUUGGGAAUGAAGUGAAGAUUAAGUUGAAAUGGACAGAUAUAACGAAACUCGAGAAAGUCUCAACGCUUUUGUGGCCUCAGAGCAUACGAGUGGUUACUCGUCAAGAAAGCUACGAAUUUUCAAUGUUCAUCAAUAUUGAGGACACCUUCAAGCUAGCUUCGCAACUGGCCAACAUAGCUAUGAAACAAUUGAUCGAGGAAGAGGGAUUCUGUGAAGAUGUGGACUUACUACAUAAAGCCCUUCUAGAAAGUGGAAGAAAACGAGCGAAGAAAAUUCCGUCGUCUUUUCUUAAACGUGACUUGGACGCUAGGCAGCGGAGUGAAAGUUACAGUAUUUUGUUGCCCGACUGCAUGCAUUGA
Molecule: messenger RNA, 846 nt
Organism: Cooperia oncophora
Lineage: Eukaryota; Metazoa; Nematoda; Chromadorea; Rhabditida; Trichostrongylidae
Source: the annotation of a GenBank genome assembly